Paramormyrops kingsleyae is the source of this 5548-nucleotide messenger RNA. RefSeq names its product insulin-like growth factor 1a receptor (gene igf1ra). NCBI's taxonomy places the organism in Eukaryota, Metazoa, Chordata, Actinopteri, Osteoglossiformes, Mormyridae. Gene Ontology annotation, cellular component: plasma membrane; insulin receptor complex; axon. Gene Ontology annotation, molecular function: ATP binding; insulin receptor activity; phosphatidylinositol 3-kinase binding. The record is from RefSeq and is a predicted model, not a curated record. Gene Ontology annotation, biological process: protein autophosphorylation; positive regulation of phosphatidylinositol 3-kinase/protein kinase B signal transduction; glucose homeostasis.
CUGCAUUUGAAACUGGAAGGAGAGCGGUCAGUGUAAAUAGGGUUAGCUUCUGGAAACAGUGAGGCGGAGAGAUUUUGUUUUGAUAAACAUUGGGGUGCCCAAUUUUCUGCACCGGUGCUUAUGUGAGUCAGACUCCCCAUGCAAACAUUUAGAUUACAGGAGUCUGUAAAGGUAGCUUUGCUGGCUGGGGCGGGUUCCUUGCUCCUUUGCUUUCCACCCGACUUGUGAAUCUGUCACUCUGAGAUAGGGAGCCGCUUCCUGCAUCAGUGAUGACCACCGGAUCUUGAGAUGACUUGUUCUCCUGCAUUUUAUUAAUGUAAACAAUUAGCCUUUUUUUUAUUAUUGGGAAGCCAAGAGUCGCCAUAGUAACCAGGUUUGCCAGCUGACUGCUUGCAGUUCAGCCUCAAUAAAGGUGUCACCUGACAUGACUCCGGUUGUCAAUAUGUAAUUAAUAUAAUUUCUCUUAGCUAUUAAUGCUUGUUGGCAGUAAUCUUAGCCACCGUAUUUGCAGCAGUGUACAUUUCAAGGGUCUUCCUGGUGGGGUGCAAAUGGGUGGUUUGUUUUCAUUUUGCCAUGAACCCCAGGGGCUGGGAGGUCAUCAGGGAGAGCUGUGCGUAUCUGCCGGCUGCAGGGAGUCUGUGGCCAUUUCCAUUUUACACUGUGUUUGUAUGAGGCUGUUAAAUGGAAUGGUUUACUCAUGAAGCAGGUGCAUUCAAACCUGGUGAAGUUUUAUCAGCAUGCUUAACAAGUGCUUGUGUCGCGUCCCAGUCUAGAGUGGGAGUGAGACCGCUGCUUCGUUUGUCACAGUAAUUUUAAAAGUAUGGGAAAACAGCUUCAGGAGGCCAAAAUUGCAGAAACGCCGCUAACGAGGAAGCGUGCUUCUUUUUACGACCCAAAUGAACGAUGAAACAAAAAACAUCCGCGACUGACCGAAAACGGUACAAGAUAGCGCCACGCUCCCUACUCUCUCCGCUGCUCAUAGUUGAAACAAUAUUUAGAGAUAUGUACAAAGUGGGUCCCUCGUCUAAGGGUGUAACAGAAGGCCUGUAAGUUUGAUUCCCAGGGUUAAAAAUUUACGCUGUUCCUGUGUGUUCAGGUUCCUGUACUCCUAAGGAUGUGUAUUGCAGAAGCAUCACUCCCUGCUUCAGUGAGAGUUCUCCUGAAUUUCUCCUGCCUCAAGCAUAUUCACGUUACUUAACUUCCCCAUUCUGUUUGGAAAUUAGCAGCGUUUGUGGCCUCGACCUCGUGUGAGCUUCUGCAUGAACCUGUUCGUCUGGGAUGUGUCUCAUGGCUUGGCAGCACUGCUCCAUGUCGCGUCUGGCCUGGAGCGACAUCCGAGAGCGCAUUACUUUGAAGAAAAGAAAAGAUCUUCUGGAAACAAAACACUCUGAGCUAUGAAUGUCUAUGAGCCUGUGGUCCAAGUAUCGACAUCAGGAACGACAUCAGCGAGUUCAAGCGCCUGGAGAACUGCACAGUGGUGGAGGGAUACCUGCAGAUCCUGCUCAUCGGCGACAAGGGCAGCAACGCCAACCAGGAGGUCUUCAGCACCCUCAGCUUCCCCAAGCUCACCAUGGUGACUGACUAUCUGCUGCUGUUCCGCGUCUCGGGCCUGGACAGCCUGAGCACGCUCUUCCCCAACCUGGCCGUCAUCCGCGGCCGCAACCUCUUUUACAACUACGCCCUGGUGGUCUUUGAGAUGACCAGCCUGAAGGACAUCGGCCUGUACAGUCUGAGGAACAUCACGAGAGGAGCCAUCCGCAUCGAGAAGAACCCAGAGCUCUGCUACCUCGACUCGGUGGACUGGUCCCUCAUCAUGGAUGCAGAGUUCAACAACUUCAUCGCUGGGAACAAGCAGUCCAAGGAGUGUGGGAAUGUCUGCCCCGGCAUCAUGGAGGACAACCCUCAGUGCAUCAAGACCAGCUUCAACGAGAACUACAAUUACCGCUGCUGGACCUCCAACCACUGCCAGAAAGUGUGCCCAGACAGGUGUGAGCGGCGUGCAUGCACCCCCAUGGGCGAGUGCUGCCACCCGCAGUGCCUGGGCAGCUGCACGGUGCCCGACAGUGACACGUCCUGCGCCGCCUGCCUGCACUACUUCCACGAGGACCGCUGCGUUCCCGACUGCCCCGCCGGCACCUACAGGUUCGAGGGCUGGCGCUGCAUCAGCAUGGAGAUGUGCACCCAGGUGCACCUGCACAACGAGUUUGACGCCUUCGUCAUCCAUGGUGGCGAGUGCGUGCCCGACUGCCCCGUGGGCUUCACGCGCAACGGCAGCGACAGUGUGUUCUGCACCCCCUGCCACGGGCUCUGCGAUAAGGUCUGUGAUGGGAAGGUCAUCGAUUCCGUGGAUUCCGCCCAGCUGCUCAAGGACUGCACACUCAUUAAGGGCAACCUUCACAUCAACAUCCGCCGGGGAAACAACAUCGCGUCGGAGCUGGAGAGUUUCAUGGGACGGAUCCAGACGGUGACGGGCAGCGUGAGGAUCCGACACUCGCACACGCUGAGCUCCCUGUCCUUCUUCAAGAGCCUGCGCUAUAUCAACGGCGAGGACUUGGUUGACGGACUGUAUUCCUUCUCGGCGCUGGAUAACCAGAACCUGCAGUACCUGUGGGACUGGUCCCAGCACAACCUGACCAUCAAAGCGGGGAGGCUCUCCUUCCGCUUCAACCCCAAGCUGUGCAUGUCGGAGAUCCGCAAGAUGUGGGACAAGGCGGGUAUCGGGGAGAAGUUCCAGGAGGACGACUUCCGCAAUAACGGCGACAGGGCCAGCUGCGAGAGCUACAUCCUGAAGUUCACGUCCAACAGCACCACCAGCAGCCGCAUCAAACUGACGUGGGAGCGGUACCGGCCGCCGGACUAUCGGGACCUCAUCAGCUUCAUCGUGUACUACAAGGAAGCGCCCUUGCAGGACAUCACAGAGUUCGACGGUCAGGAUGGAUGCGGGUCCAACAGCUGGAACAUGGUGGACGUGGAGCUGCCUCAUGAUAAGGACGUGGACCCAGGGGUCAUGCUGUCAUCGCUAAAGCCGUGGACACAGUACGCCAUUCUUGUGAAAGCGGUCACCUUGGUUGUCGACGACCGGCACGUUCUGGGAGCCAAGAGCGAGGUGGUCUACAUCCGCACCAAGCCGUCCGAGCCUUCCAUGCCUCUGGAUGUCCGCUCCUACUCCAACUCCUCCUCAAAGCUGCUGGUGAAGUGGUCCCCUCCCAUCUCCCCCAACGGGAACCACACCUAUUACUUGGUCCGCUGGCAGCAGCAACCCGAAGACCGGGAGCUCUAUGUGCACAACUACUGCUCUAAAGAGUUGAAGGUCCCCAUCAGGAUAUCUGCCACGGGAGUGGUCGACAUGGAGAAUGACACCAAGCCCACCAAAUCGGAUCCGGGGGGUGGGGACAAGGGCCCGUGUUGCCUGUGCCCCAAAACCGUGGAGGACCUAAAGGCUGAGGCAGAGGACGCCUCGUACAGGAAGGUCUUUGAAAACUUCCUGCACAACUCCAUUUUCACCCCCAGGCCACCUGACCGGCGGCGGAGGGAGCUGUUCGGCACUGCCAAUGGCACAGUGACCCACGCGGCCAGCGAGAACGCCACGGGUGUGGGGGCGGGACUGAAUGGCACGUGGGCAGACCUGGCAGAGCAGGAGUACGAUUUCCAUGAAAAGGUGGUUAAUGACCGCAAGUGGAUGGAGAUUUCCGGCCUGCAGGCCUUCACCGUCUACCGGAUCGACGUGCACGCCUGCAACCGUGAGGUCAAGCACUGCAGUGCCGCUGCCUUCGUCUUCGCCAGGACCAAGCCAGAGGACAAAGCGGACGACAUCCCAGGCCCUGUGAGCUGGGAGGGGGGCGAGGGGGGCGCAGACAGCGUCGUCCUAAAGUGGCCCCAUCCCUCGAAGCCCAACGGGCUCAUCCUGAUGUACGAGAUCAAGUUCCGCCUGGGGCAGGAGACGGAGAAGCAUGAGUGUGUGUCCCAGCAGCACUUCAGGGGCCACAGGGGGACGCGAGUGAGUAACCUGGGCCCGGGGAAUUACUCGGCCCGUGUGCGUGCCACCUCGCUUGCCGGCAACGGCUCCUGGACCGAGCCCGUGUUCUUCUACGUGUCCCAUCAGAACCAGUACGAGAACGUCUUCUACCUGAUGGUCACCAUUCCUGUCAUCGUGCUGAUCAUGACUGUCAGCCUGGUGGUGGUGUUGGUGCUGGUGAACAAGAAGAGGAACAGCGAACGGCUGGGGAACGGCGUCCUCUACGCAUCCGUCAACCCCGAAUACUUCAGUGCAGCCGAGAUGUACGUGCCUGAUGAGUGGGAGGUGCCACGUGAGAAGAUCUCCAUGUGCCGGGAGCUGGGCCAAGGCUCCUUUGGAAUGGUGUACGAGGGCGUGGCCAAGGGCGUGGUCAAGGAUGAGCCGGAGACACGGGUUGCCAUCAAGACUGUGAAUGAGUCUGCCAGCAUGCGUGAGCGCAUCGAGUUCCUCAACGAGGCAUCUGUCAUGAAGGAGUUCAACUGCCACCAUGUGGUGCGUCUUCUGGGCGUGGUGUCGCAGGGGCAGCCGACCUUAGUGAUAAUGGAGCUGAUGACUCGUGGGGACCUGAAGAGCUACCUGCGGUCUCUUCGUUCCAAAGAGUGUCCUCCACAGAACGCAUCCAGCCAGCCACUGCCCCCCCUAAAGAAGAUGAUGCAGAUGGCAGGGGAGAUCGCGGACGGCAUGGCCUACCUCAAUGCCAACAAGUUUGUGCACAGAGACUUGGCUGCCAGGAACUGCAUGGUGGCUGAAGACUUCACAGUGAAGAUCGGAGACUUCGGCAUGACGAGGGACAUAUACGAGACCGAUUACUACCGCAAGGGGGGCAAGGGGCUGCUGCCCGUGCGCUGGAUGUCCCCCGAGUCCCUCAAGGACGGCGUUUUCACCACCAACUCCGACGUCUGGUCAUUUGGGGUGGUGCUGUGGGAGAUCGCCACCCUAGCGGAGCAGCCCUACCAGGGCAUGUCCAACGAGCAGGUUCUGCGAUUCGUCAUGGAUGGGGGCCUGCUGGACAAACCAGACAACUGUCCCGACAUGCUGUUCGAAUUGAUGCGCAUGUGCUGGCAGUACAACCCCAAGAUGCGGCCCUCCUUCCUGGAGAUCAUCAGCAGCAUCAAGGACGAGCUGGAGCCUCCUUUUCGGGAAGUGAGCUUCUUCUACAGCGAGGAGAACAAACCCCCUGACUCAGAGGGGCUGGACCUGGAGCUGGAGGUCAUGGAGAAUGUACUGCUGGACCCCACAUCCUCAGGCCGGCCCACCACCACCAGCUCGCCGCCACCUCCGCAGGCCUGCACCGCCGUCCAGGGCCCACAGCCUCAGCCCGCCUCCCUGGCCUCAGUUCCGUCUCCAGGCCCCGGGAACGGACCGGCGCCCGCCUCACCACCCAUGGACAAGAAGGCGGGGCCGGCGGCAGCCAACGGGCCGGUGGUGCUUCUGCGGCCAGAGUUUGACGAGACGCCACCGUACGCCCACAUGAAUGGCGGCCGCAAGAACGAGCGGGCGCUACCCCUGCCACAAUCCUCUGCCUGCUGAUCC